CAGAGGAGAGCUUUGUGCACAGUGCUCGCUCUGACACAGCCCAGCCUGCUCCCUAUCUCCCAGUUCCACUUCUGAGUGUGCGGGAACAUGCGGUGGCUCCUUUUUCCCACUAUCUUCAUCAUCCCCUGCACCCAGCAGUUUCUCUGCAGGGCGCAAGCCCACCGCUCACAGCCGAGGCCUGGUGAAAAACGUCCAGAGAGCAGCGAGGCUCAGCCACGCACCGAGCUGUGCCACUGGCCCUGCCAGUGCCCACCAGUGCCCACCUGCAGCCCCGGGGUGAGCCUGCUGAAAGACGGCUGUGGCUGCUGCAAGGCCUGCGCCAAGCAGGCUGGAGAAGUCUGCAACGAGGUGGACAUCUGUGAUCCCCACAAGGGUCUCUACUGCGACUACUCGCAGGAUGAGCCUAGGUAUGAAACAGGCGUGUGUGCAUAUCUGGUUGCUGUAGGGUGUGAGCUCAAUGGCAUUUACUAUCUCAAUGGGCAGACUUUCCAGCCUAACCCACUUUACAAGUGCCUGUGUAUCAGUGGUGCAAUUGGAUGUACUCCUGUAUUCACACCAAAAUUAGCAUCAAGUCCCUGCUCCAGUGGCACGGGUAGGAAGAAGACUGGACAGAGGGUGUGUGGCCCAGGACAGAAGCACCUUCAAUCAAUCAACUACAGGCGGAUGUCAGCUUACAGAACCUUACCACUAGUUUUAAAGAAAAAGUGUCUGGUGCAGGCAACUCCUUGGACACCGUGUUCCAGAACCUGUGGCAUUGGUAUAUCCAGCAGAGUGACCAAUGAAAACAGGAAGUGUGAAAUGAAAAAAGAGAAGAGAUUAUGCUUCAUCCAGCCUUGUCUGACCAAUAUCCUGAAGACAAUAAAGAUUCCAAAAGGAAAAACAUGCCAACCAACAUUCCAGUUCCCUAGAGCAGAGAAACUAUUUUUCUCUGGAUGUUCAACUACACAAAGCUACAAGUUAACUUUCUGUGGGGUAUGUAUGGACAAGAGGUGCUGCGUACCUAAUAAGUCCAAAAUGAUCACUCUCCAGUUCGAGUGCCCCAAUGAAGGCUUCUUCAAGUGGAAGAUGAUGUGGAUAACAUCUUGUGUAUGCCAGAGGAUUUGCAGUGAUCCAGGAGAUAUAUUUUCUGAACUCAAAAUUUUAUGAAUUAACACCACUGACUGUAACGUGCUGCAAGGGUGACAAGCA
This is a messenger RNA of Tympanuchus pallidicinctus (lesser prairie-chicken), 1188 nucleotides long. It is a transcript of the gene CCN6, whose product is annotated as cellular communication network factor 6. Lineage: Eukaryota; Metazoa; Chordata; Aves; Galliformes; Phasianidae. The transcript is spliced from 5 exons. Gene Ontology annotation, biological process: cell adhesion; signal transduction. Bases 88 to 1146 code for a protein of 352 amino acids. The record is from RefSeq and is a predicted model, not a curated record. Gene Ontology annotation, molecular function: heparin binding; integrin binding. Gene Ontology annotation, cellular component: extracellular matrix; extracellular region.